This is a messenger RNA of Impatiens glandulifera, 700 nucleotides long. Its product is annotated as 50S ribosomal protein 5, chloroplastic. Bases 55 to 504 code for a protein of 149 amino acids. Lineage: Eukaryota; Viridiplantae; Streptophyta; Magnoliopsida; Ericales; Balsaminaceae. The transcript is spliced from 2 exons. The record is from RefSeq and is a predicted model, not a curated record.
CCCAUUUCUUCUUCUUCCCUUAUCCGAAUUCCAGAGAUACAACGAAGAGAGAUAAUGGCUCUCUGCUUCAACAGCUGCAGUCCCCGUUUCCUUCUUCUCCCGUCUCCUCCUUCUACUUCAACGUCUUCCAUAGCCGCAAUUCCGUUUAACAGAUCAACCAAGGACCUAAAACUCAUCCUGGCAAGACCACCUAUUCAUGGACUUAUGUUUCAUAACUCAUUUCUCAUUCCAAAAGGAAAACGUGACCUGAUUAUUGUUAAGGCAACCGAUGGUGUUGAUGGAAUAGAACAAACCGAGCCUGAACCUGCUGCAGUAAGUGAAGGUGGUGAAAAUGUGCAAGUGCAGGAUCUUCCAUUGGAGUCCAAGCAGCAGAUGCUGUUGGAGCAGAAGUUGAAAAUGAAGUUGGCUAAGAAGAUCAGGAUGCGUAGAAAGAGGCUUGUUUCGAAGCGUAGGCUAAGGAAAAAGGGUAAAUGGCCUCCUUCCAAGAUCAACAGAAAUGUCUAACCUUUUGCCCAAUGCUCACUAGGCAGGUUCGGUGUUAAGUUUUCUCAUUUCUAAUCUGAUAUGGGUUUUGUAACAAUAUGAAUGUAUGUCUUCCAGUUGGAUUACAUUUGUGUACUUUCAAAUUAUCAUAAUACAAUUUGUGAUUUAUGAGACAAGCCCAGUUUAUAUUCUUAUUAAUACUCAUUCCCAUUUGGUA